ACCAACAUUCGUCUAUGAAACUGUGCUGUCAAGUUCCAUAACAUAAACAUUGGUUUGCGUAAACUCGCGAUUCUUUUCUAAACCCGGUAAAAUUUCACACAAAACCACAUAAAAUGCGGCUCCUCGUACAUCGGUCUCUAUUGCACGCGACACGGCUGCUUUCCACUAGAACUGUAGCAACACAGGCCACACCAGAUCAAAAAUGGGACCUCUAUGCCGGUGUGCUUGUUGAGCGCUUACCCAUCGUUACGAAAACACUCGAACCGAUAGAGGCAAAGUUUAAGCAAAUGUUGGAUCAAAUCGAGCUGGAAAAAAGCCUGAAAUCCAACCACGAACUUCGCAAAGAAACCGAGAAACAACAGCUGGAGCUGCUGAAGGCAGGCAAAAUUGAUCUAGAUUCGGAAGCACUAAAACAAACCGCCCAAGAUUUGGAGGACGCUUAUAAUGAAGAGUAUGCGCGGUUUAAACCUGCCGCACGUAUCACGGAAGCAGACCAAAAGAAUGAUAUUCGAUCACUGGACCGUAAGCUAGAGCAAACACUGGUGCUUCUAGUGGAGCAAAAAUUAGGCAGCAAGAGCCAUUAUCUAUUACCACAAGGCGCUCACAAAAAGGGCGAAUCCCUGCGCCAAACGGCGGAACGCACGUUGAAAGAAUAUUGUGGUGAUGAUGUGCAGGUAACUUUCUACGGCAAUGCACCGGUCGGGUUCUAUAAGUACAAAUAUCCUGCGAGCGCACGUACCGAAGCGCAAGGUGCGAAAGUAUUUUUCUUCCGCAGCGUGCUUAAGGAAACGAGUGGAAACAUUGCCAGCAAUAAGGUGAAGUAUCAGUGGCUUAAUCAGGAAGAGUUGAAAAAGCAACUGCAGCAACCGUACUACCAAAGUGUCUCCCAGUUUCUGCUGUAACCUAUAGAACGGGCGGUUCUGAUUCUAGUGCUAUAGUAAACGGAAGUCGUGGUUAGAAAGUAAAA
Molecule: messenger RNA, 967 nt
Organism: Anopheles funestus (African malaria mosquito)
Lineage: Eukaryota; Metazoa; Arthropoda; Insecta; Diptera; Culicidae
Gene: mRpL46
Product: 39S ribosomal protein L46, mitochondrial
Exons: 2
Coding region: 114-902 (262 amino acids)
Cellular component (GO): mitochondrial large ribosomal subunit
Molecular function (GO): structural constituent of ribosome
Source: RefSeq, a predicted model, not a curated record